AUGGUUCCAAUGACAGCAGAAAAAGAAAAAAUUCCAACCGACGACAGAGCUUUUAUCAAUAAUAAAACAGCUCAACUUGUAAUGAGGAUCCAGAAAUUUCAAUAUGAAUUCUCAGAAGAAUUCAGCGCUCCAAAUAUUGCUAAGAAUUUUAUGAAUACCAAGAAGCAGAAUCUGAAGUUAUUCUUGAUGAAAUGCGAUAAGCUUUUGUCGACGAGACAGUUGGGCCUGGUGAGGAUCUUGAUGCAGAACUUGAUCGUUUCAGCCUAG
Molecule: messenger RNA, 267 nt
Organism: Clunio marinus
Lineage: Eukaryota; Metazoa; Arthropoda; Insecta; Diptera; Chironomidae
Source: the annotation of a GenBank genome assembly